Messenger RNA from Sphaerodactylus townsendi, 1857 nucleotides. Its product is annotated as synaptonemal complex protein 2-like. The transcript is spliced from 20 exons. Bases 1 to 1857 code for a protein of 618 amino acids. The record is from RefSeq and is a predicted model, not a curated record. Lineage: Eukaryota; Metazoa; Chordata; Lepidosauria; Squamata; Sphaerodactylidae.
AUGACAAAGGCCUGCACUCUGGAGCUGGCAAAGUCCUGCACUAGUGUGGGUGCCCAUCCCGCUGACACAAGGGCUCCAAUCCCCCCAAAUGCUUCUUCAAGAGGAUGGGGGAUUCCCCACACAGAACAGCAUUACUGGGGAGUUGGAGACUAUGAUCUCCAAGUUGCCAUUACUGAAGCUUUAUGCAGAAUGACAUCAGAAAAACAAAGAGGAGAGCUAGCAAGCCAGUGGUUUUCUAUGGAGUUUGUUACUAAUGCAUUCAAAGGCAUUAAGGACUCUGAGUUUGAAACAGAUUGUAGAAAGUUCCUUAAUCAGGUGAAUGCCAUGCUUGGAGACAAAAGAAGGGUAUUUACCUAUCCUUGUUUAUCAGCCUUCCUGGGGGAAUAUGAGCUGCAGAUACCAGAAGACGACAAUCUUGAAGAAUUCUGGAUUGAUUUUAAUACUGGUAGCAGAAGUAUAUCCUUCUAUGUUGCUGCAGAUGAUGAAGCUCAUCAGUGGGAAACUGUAAGCAUACCUGAAGAAGAAGUUGAAACAUACAUUGUAAAAGAAGAGAAAGACAAAAAGACAUUAACAGUAAAUAUGAAAAAUCCAGUAUGUGUGGGUGAUGAAGAAGGAGAGAAAAUAAUAUUACAUUUUGAUUCUGCAUUGGAAAUUUUGGAUGCUGUAAGAAAAGUAUAUGGAGCAAAUAAAUGUCAGAACGCUGGUGAUAAAAAAGGAGGAAACGGAAAGAGCCAGUACCAUGAGGACGGCUAUGGCCCCAACUUCCCUCCACUGCAUAUUCCAGUCAAGAAAGGGAUAAAGGCGUUUCACAAAGAGGAAGAUUUAGACACCUGUGAAAAACAAAAAUUAGAUGAAUUAAAUGAUAUUGUUCCUGAUUCUCAGCCCAUGAACAGAAUUGACAAACCUUUAUUACCUGGUUUGGAAAAUUCUACUGCAGAAAAUAAAUCCCGGAAAAAGCAAAUGUGUUGGGUACCUGAGAAGAUAAUAUCACACUGUAACAAUCAAAAUAUGAGUGCAGCAGAAACUUCAAAUCUAAGUGACAGAGCUGCCAAACAAAGAGCUUUUUCUUCAAUAUUCAAAAUUACUUCUCCCAAGUUAAGACAUAAACAGGGUUACAAUGGAGAAAUUGUGGAGCAGAAGCAAAACGAAACCGAUAAGCUACCAGGGAAAAAUGGCAAGACCAACAGCCCAGAGUCAUGGAAUGAUUUUAAGCAUUUGGAAGAUGGAAUAUCAAAAAAUAGCAGCUCAAAGAUUGUUCCCAGCAAACCUCAAACAUUGCUUAAUGCCUCCAGGAAGACCAAAAGUUCUGUGGUACCUUCAGCGUUAAGCAUUGAAGCUAAUGGUGAAGUUGACUUUGAUGCUUGUCCCUUACGGAAGGAUGUUGCCAAUAAGAAAGCUGAACAGAGAGCAAAAUCAAAAGCAGUGGUUGAAACAACAGACAUGUUAAUACAUAAACUCAGUGACAGGUACCAACGAAGUGAAUGUGCAAAAAGUACCCGAAAAUUGUACCAGUCAUUUUCCAACAGCAGAGCAUCUUUAAGUAAAUCUGCUUUCAGUUUUAAUAAGAAAAACAGUCAGAACAAAGGUUCUAAAAAUCUGAAAUCCGAAACUCUGCUAAACAUCACUACUGGACACCUGAUGGAUGAUGUCUACAAUUUUAACCUAAAUGGAUUUGAUGAACCUACAAUAAAGCUGGGAAUCCAAGAAUUUCAUGUUACUAAAUUUAAAGCUACCACAAGUCUUUCCCAAAAAAUAAAUCAUGAAGAUGAAAGGAAAGCUAGAACUCAAAAGAAACAAGACAGAAAGGUUAUGAGAAAACUGCAGAGGAAGAAUUUGCUCAAGAACAUGUUUCAGUGA